AUGCUUAACAUCACUCGAACCUUUCGUCAAAUUACCCCGUUAUCACUAGAUAAAGCUCGGUCAUUUUCUGCCAGUGAAUAUCGCGCGCAGACCCAUAAUAAUUAUAAUGGGCAGGAUACACCAAAGUCAAAAACGCCAAUAGGUGGUUUUCGGGGAGGUCUUAUCGGUUUUCUUCUCGGGUUUACACUUGCAAGUGGUGCUGGGUAUGUCUACUUGUUGGACGAUUAUCAUGCUGCCUCAAACCUUUUGUUAAGCUCGGUUGAAGAGUUGCAGUUGUCCACGAAUAAGGUGCGAGAUUAUGCUAAAAAAAUCGAGCGAGUUGAAGGAGAUCUCAGAUCACUUCAAAAUCAUGCGACCACAAAGGAUCAAUUAUCAGAGUUAAGAAAAGAAGAUACUUUAGACGAGAAACAACUUGCAUUAAAAGUUCAGAUUUCUAGCCUUG
Messenger RNA from Ambispora leptoticha, 442 nucleotides. The record is from the annotation of a GenBank genome assembly. NCBI's taxonomy places the organism in Eukaryota, Fungi, Glomeromycota, Glomeromycetes, Archaeosporales, Ambisporaceae.